Cryptococcus wingfieldii CBS 7118 is the source of this 216-nucleotide messenger RNA. RefSeq lists its product as hypothetical. Lineage: Eukaryota; Fungi; Basidiomycota; Tremellomycetes; Tremellales; Cryptococcaceae. The record is from RefSeq and is a predicted model, not a curated record. The transcript has 2 exons. Bases 1 to 216 code for a protein of 71 amino acids.
AUGAAGGUUGAGCUCUGUGUCGACCUGAACGCUGUCCAGGCUCCCCUGGCCAACCGCGUUGCCCCCGCUGCUCAAGGCCAGCAGGGUCAGCAGGGCCAGGGUCAGAGGCGUCGUGCGCCUGGUCCCAGCAAGCCCCGUCCUGCCCGACCCCAGAAGAAGACUGCCGAGCAAUUGGACGCUGAGAUGGCUGACUACAAGCAGACUACUUCUGCUUAG